CAGUUUAAACACAUUCACUACAAAAAUUAGAUCAUCUGAGCACUCUAGACCAUGUAGGCAUUUACAUGAUCAUUACAAUGUUAUUCGUAAUCCAGAAAGAUAGCACUGGUAUUAUUGACUUAACCAUACAGAUGCAGGCUAAAAACCCUUUUUCUGAAUGAAAGGAAAGCUGCAAAGCUGAACUUAAGAACUUAACUCGUGUUAUAAUCCAUCGAUGUUGGUUAUUUCACUCGUACAGUAACUUUGCGCAAUUUGAAUGAAAUGCGGAAAUGCUAAUAGGUAGCAUACUGGUGUGGGUCAUCAAAAUAAAUUUUGUUUCAUCAUUGUCUUGUUAUCAAUGCAACUCAUCGCAUCAUUCUAAUUGUUUGGAGCAUUUAGUAGAAUUAGGCAAACAUUCUCUCCAGCCGACACCAUGUACAACAUAUGGAGCACGAUUUUGCAUAAAGACUACAGGAAUUUAUGGUGCUGUUAUGGGUAUAACACGAUUCUGCAGUGCAUGGGAUUUAGGGAAUGAAUGUCAGUAUUUAGAUUUUCCCGAUCACGAUAGGAUAUAUCGUGCAUGUGUUUCAACUUGUUCAACAGAUGCCUGUAAUUCAGGGAUACAGAACAGGACUGCACUUUUCUCGAUUAUUCUAUCUUUGUACAUAUUCAUGUGUUUCUAUUCAAUGACAAAUAUUUGAUCAAGUAGAGAACUGUGCCUUGAUAUUUUUCUUUUGUUAUAUUUUUGAUUAAAAUUUAAAAGUAUUGAGUUGUUAUUUCUUAAACUUGUGAGAUUAAAAUUAUAAAUAUUUGAUUUCUAAUAUUUUGUUACCAUGAUAAUAAAUUACAGGAUGGGAUACAUGA
Molecule: messenger RNA, 843 nt
Organism: Trichobilharzia regenti
Lineage: Eukaryota; Metazoa; Platyhelminthes; Trematoda; Strigeidida; Schistosomatidae
Source: the annotation of a GenBank genome assembly